Fusarium redolens is the source of this 832-nucleotide messenger RNA. RefSeq lists its product as uncharacterized. The record is from RefSeq and is a predicted model, not a curated record. The coding region runs from base 257 to 751 and encodes 164 amino acids. The transcript is spliced from 2 exons. Lineage: Eukaryota; Fungi; Ascomycota; Sordariomycetes; Hypocreales; Nectriaceae.
UCAUGGAUGUGACGAUGGCUCUUUUGCCUCUGACACAAAUACCGGAGCACAUCAUAAAGAAGGCUAAAAACGAUGUCAGGCUCUUCUUGGGCUUUGUUGCCGCCGGAGAUUCGGCUACAAAUACUGGAGGUAGCCUUGCGCCAGGGGGGGUCGCGGCUCCUACGCGGCUGUCUGCUCAGAAUGGAAGGCAUUUAUUGAGCCGCAGAAUUUCUACCAACUAGAAUUACAGGUACCAUGCCUAGAGCAACUUGGCCAUAUGACCACUCGAACUGCGGCUUUUGUUCGUCAAAUUCGGCUGAAUAUCGAGCUACCACGAUACUCAUGUCGCUCUUGCCAGUGGCCUGAAUCAAGGUCGCGUAAGUCGCAGCAUAGCUCCAUCUUCAGAGCUGCGAUACAGAAACUGUUUACUGUCUUAAGUGCUUGGAAACGGACAGACCCCUUAGUGUUAGAGCUUAACACCUUCUCACCUAGCGACUCGGAGCACUGGUUCAAAAAUUAUUGCAUUGGACUGGACGCCCAAACCGAAAAGGGCCUUGAGACGGACGUGGAGUCUUCCCUUUACAACAUCUGUUCGUCAAUUAACAUAAAACUAACCAUAUUAUCCUCUCUCAUCUUUACCUCAACUCGUUUCAUCCCUGUCAUUCUUCUCCUCAAAUCUUCUUUGUCUACUCCACCAAGCUCCCCUGUUCCCCAAGCUCCCGCCUUCUCCGGAUCCCCAUCAACUAAACGGAUGGCCUCUCUGGACAACUGAAUACGCGCAACUUCCCUGUCCUCAACAAAGUCGAUAGAGAAACACGACAGUCCAGAUUCGACAUACCACGGCUCAUAGCCU